GAGCAGAGCCCCAGCAACGCCACAUCCCUGGCGAUGAUGCAGGAGCCCCAGGAGGUGGUGGAGGAGACGGUCACCAUCGAGGAGGACCCCGGCACCCCCACCUCCCACGUCUCCGUGGUCACCUCCGAUGACGGCACUACACGGCGCACAGAAACAAAGGAUGUCUCCUCUAACGUGAAGGUGACUAAGAUGGUGAAGACGGUGACCACCCGAACAGUGCGCCAGGUGCCGCUGGGCCCCGACGGCCUGCCCCUCCCCGAGGGCUCGUCCCCGCUGGGCAGCUACACCGACUCCAUCGACCGGCGCUACAUGAAGAACGGAGGUGACCGCUUCAUCACGCCUCAAGCAUCCUCCACCCUGACGCGCUCCUACAACAACUCCUACAACGACUCAUACGGCGAGGCGCCCGAGAGCCAGUACGUCCGCCACUACGGGCUGCACGAUGGCUACGCCGAUCUGACGGAGAACUACGGCAGCCUUUCACGUGGGGUCAACUUCCGGCCGCCUCGCUACCCCUACAUGCCCAACAGCUACCGGCCGGAGAACAGCUACACCCUGCCCAUUCGCAAGGAUGACUACGGCCACGUGGCGCAGCCCCAGGUGCCCAUGGGCAGCAGCACCGUGGAUCUGAACCGCUCGCAGCCCGAACGCUUCCAGGCCGAGCCGUACGGCCUAGAGGACGAUCGCCGCAGCCUUCCCCCUGAAGAGGAGGAGCCGUACGAGCUGGAGCCGGACUACUCCACCGCCAACCGUCGUACGGGCACCCUGCAGGGGCCCAACCGGGGUCGCACCCACCGGGAACCUCUGCGUGAUGGGCCCAGAAUCAGAGGGUACCCAGACGAAGCCAUCGAGCCAGAGCUGAUCGAUGAGCGCCACCCCUACAUCCACAGCAUGUAUUCAGCUCCUCUCGCCCUGCCGGAGAGGGGCAGCAUGGCCAGUUUGGACCGCUUGGCAGGCCGGCGUUCCCCCUCCAUCGACAGCAUGCGUAAGGACCCGCGCUGGCGUGACCCCGACCUCACGGAGGUCAUCGCCAUGUUGGGCCACCCCAUCGACCCGGUGAAGUCCAACGCUGCGGCCUACCUGCAGCACCUGUGUUACGAGAACGAUAAGAUAAAGAAGGACGUGCGUCAGCUGAAAGGGAUUCCUGUCCUGGUGGGGCUUCUGGACCACCCCAAGUCUGAAGUCCACCGUAAGGCGUGUGGCGCCCUGCGCAACAUCUCCUACGGAAAGGACAACGACAACAAGGUGGCCAUCAAGAUCUGCGACGGCAUCCCGGGCCUCGUGCGCCUGCUGAGGAAGACCAACGACAUGGAAGUUAGAGAGCUCAUCACCG
Molecule: messenger RNA, 1333 nt
Organism: Notothenia coriiceps (black rockcod)
Lineage: Eukaryota; Metazoa; Chordata; Actinopteri; Perciformes; Nototheniidae
Product: armadillo repeat protein deleted in velo-cardio-facial syndrome homolog
Exons: 4
Biological process (GO): cell-cell adhesion
Cellular component (GO): cytoplasm; plasma membrane; nucleus
Molecular function (GO): protein binding
Source: RefSeq, a predicted model, not a curated record